Molecule: messenger RNA, 4242 nt
Organism: Spodoptera frugiperda (fall armyworm)
Lineage: Eukaryota; Metazoa; Arthropoda; Insecta; Lepidoptera; Noctuidae
Gene: DAT
Product: sodium-dependent dopamine transporter
Exons: 12
Coding region: 194-2029 (611 amino acids)
Biological process (GO): sodium ion transmembrane transport; dopamine uptake involved in synaptic transmission
Cellular component (GO): presynaptic membrane; neuron projection; neuronal cell body membrane
Molecular function (GO): dopamine:sodium symporter activity
Source: RefSeq, a predicted model, not a curated record
GCCCUAGUUUCAGGCUGAAUAAGUCUGAGAGGACUUGAUCCUGGGCGUGGCUUGUUCCCGGUCCACGCCCAAUGUCGUCAAAAGCAGAGGUCUGCAGUCACUCUGGCCAAGGCACGGCGCCGCGCGGACAUGGCGCCGGCAAUGCGACCGCCGACACGCAAGGUGUGUCGGAUUCCCGUGGUUGGGCAGUAGGAUGGCGCUGAAGACGCCUACGCCGGGCGUCGGCGAGCGCGAGACAUGGGGCAAGAAGGUGGACUUCCUGCUGUCCGUCAUCGGGUUCGCCGUCGACCUCGCCAACGUGUGGCGCUUCCCUUACCUCUGCUACAAGAAUGGCGGCGGCGCAUUUCUGGUGCCGUACUGCAUCAUGCUGGUGGUGGGCGGUAUCCCACUGUUCUACAUGGAGCUGGCACUGGGCCAGUUCCAUCGGAAGGGCGCCAUCACCUGCUGGGGGAGACUGGUACCACUCUUUAAAGGUAUCGGGUACGCGGUGGUACUGAUAGCAUUUUACGUGGACUUCUAUUACAAUGUCAUCAUCGCGUGGGCGUUGCGCUUCUUCUUCGCUUCCUUUACCACCAUGCUUCCCUGGACCAACUGUGACAACGAGUGGAACACACCGGCUUGUCGACCCUUUGAAGCAAUCUGGGAAGCUUCGAAUAGAACUCGGCUCCGUAAUAAUAGCUCGUCAGGAUCCAUAGCACCACCUCCAACAACUCCGUUUACAUCAGCUGCUUCUGAGUAUUUCAAUCGGGCCAUUUUGGAACUGCAAGGAAGUGAAGGACUCCACGACCUAGGCGCGAUAAAAUGGGACAUGGCUCUCUGCUUGCUCGCCGUCUAUAUCAUCUGCUACUUCUCUCUUUGGAAAGGCAUCAGCACUUCUGGGAAGGUGGUUUGGUUUACAGCUCUGUUUCCAUACGCGGUACUUUUAAUUCUCUUGGUCCGUGGUAUAACCCUGCCUGGCUCUGCAACCGGUAUUCAGUACUAUCUCAGUCCUAACUUCGAAGCUAUUUCUCAACCUCAGGUGUGGGUGGAUGCAGCAACUCAAGUAUUUUUCUCCUUGGGACCUGGUUUCGGAGUGCUGUUGGCUUACGCGUCAUACAAUAAGUAUCACAACAAUGUGUAUAAGGACGCCAUACUGACGAGCGUGAUCAACUCAGCAACGUCGUUCAUAGCUGGCUUCGUGAUCUUCAGUGUGCUAGGGUACAUGGCCCACGCUUCAGGGAGAGAUGUCCAGGAUGUGGCCACCGAGGGACCAGGGCUUGUGUUCGUGGUCUACCCGGCGGCUAUCGCGACCAUGCCUGGAUCCACCUUCUGGGCUCUAAUCUUCUUUAUGAUGCUUCUCACUCUCGGUUUGGAUAGCUCGUUCGGUGGUUCCGAGGCAAUAAUAACAGCCCUCAGCGACGAGUUCCCUCCAAUCGGUCGACAUCGUGAGAUCUUCGUGGCGUGCCUCUUCACUCUCUACUUCUUCGUGGGCCUGGCUUCCUGCACCAAGGGCGGCUUCUACUUCUUCCAACUGCUUGAUAGAUACGCUGCUGGCUACUCCAUCUUGGUUGCUGUGUUCUUCGAAGCUAUUGCGGUGUCUUGGAUUUAUGGUACGGAGCGGUUUUGCGAGGAUAUCCGCGAUAUGAUCGGUUUCCGUCCCGGUCUAUACUGGCGCGUCUGCUGGCGUUUCGCCGCCCCGGCCUUCCUUCUCUUCAUCACUGCUUACGGACUUCUGGACUAUGAACCGCUGCGAUAUGAAGACUACGUGUACCCUGGAUGGGCUAAUGCGCUUGGGUGGGCUAUAGCUGGCUCAAGCGUCAUGUGCAUACCGACCGUGGCGAUCUACAAGCUGAUUACUGCGAAGGGAACUUUUGUUGAGCGUUUACGUCUACUGACGACUCCGUACGCUGACACCGAAGGCAACGGCACGGUCCACAAUGGUGUGGUGGUAUCAGAGAGUGGUGGCGUGAGACUGGCCUCGGCCGUGGUGACCCCGACGUCCCCCCCUCCGAGCACUCCCCCCGCCGCACCACCACCCGCGCUCGUCUGAGCACAGCUCUCCUUCGACGUCUAUUACGUAUAGAGUGUAGGCGUUGCGUACCGGACAGAAGCGAACUAGGGGCCUGGGUAAAUGGCCGUCUUUGACAUUCAUGAAACUCCAUCUGCUAUGAAGAAAAGAAUAGGGGAGGAAUCCCCUUCCAAUUUGGUUACGUCCAAGUGUUUGUGCUUCAUCAUCUAAUCUGUCUUCUCUCGUGAGUGCAAAGAUGGCCAUUCAUCUACGCUUCUAAAGAGUGCAUCAAGUUGUGGGACUGUCGGUGUAACCAUAGCACUCCAUGUUUGUUACUCCACGGUUAUCGCUUCCCCGAGUGUGACAUGAGUAAGACUUAUUAUUUCUUAGGUUAAGGUUGAAUGUGGUAAGUUUUGAAGGUGGUGUCGAAAGGGUAAGUAGUGAAGGGCUGUAAUUAAAUAAGGAUUAUAAUAUAAUACACUCAACCCCUGUUUAGUAGUAUAGAUGUACCUAGUUGUAGACCAAACUUGAAUUCUUGCUUUGUAGGAAGAAACUAGAUGUUAAGGUUAGACAGGUCAUUGAGCAAAAUUGCGUAUUAUAUCUUAUUAAUAGAUAAGUAUUAUGUCUUUAUAUAUUAUGUAUUUAUUGAUAUUGCUAUAUACCUAUUUAUGAGUAGGUGUACCUACUUACUUAUUUAUAGAAUAAGGAGAAAUAUUUUGAUGUCUAUUUACUCACACUUAGAUAUAUUAUAUGUUUAAUAAAAUAAAGUAGAAAUAGUGUUAGACUAGGCUACAUUUCGCGUGAACUAAUGCGCAUGUAAGUUUAACCGACUAUUCAGCAAACCGUCGAUGUUUUAGCUGUAGUUUAGAUUUAUAGACCCAUCAAGCAAAAAGGUUGACGCUGGAACAAUUACUAUUACGAAAAAUGAUUCUUGAAAGAGAACUCAAUGUUAGUUUUACAAUAACAAUUAAAACAUCCCUUUUGAACCCACCCACAACCUAGAUAAAAAUCCUAGUUAGGACUUCGGUAUUGUCAUUUAGAAAAUAUACGCGUAGCAAAUUUUUGAUCUGGUAAUCAUAAAAUUCCCAGUAGUGUUGUACAAUAAACCAAUAUUCAGAAACUUACUAAUCGCCUAUCCGUAUAAUUGAGCUUACCUAAUCCAUUUUAUUCCUAAUAUAAACCUAACUUUCCUUUAUAAAUAAAAUUAUGUAGUAUUGUAUAUCUAUGACUCAAAACGUGUAUGGUAGCAUUAAUAAAUGUAGGAUUUUAUCUAUUCUAAGAUAUAAGUGAAAUAUGUGGCUGUUUAUUAACAAUAAGAAGUAGUAUUAGUAGUAUUGCAAUAUAAAUGACAUAUUGUGUAGUACAUAGACAGUUUAAUUCGUGUUUCUAGCGCAAUAUAAUUUGGCGCCAAUAAGUACCUAUUCUAAUAGCAAGAUAUGUUCUCCAUUUAAACAUUAUAUUAAAGGAUAAUAGUGAUAAACUCUUAGAAAUUAAGGAAAAUGAAAUGCUGUGUAGAUAAUAGAAACAAUAAAAUGAUUAUUAUAAUCACUCAUAAUACUUAAAAUUAUGAAUAUAGGUUAGAACUAAAAGUUCAUGUACCCACAUGAUAUUAUUUAUGCUGUAGUAGAAUUUAAAUUAGUGCGAUCAGUGUUAGAACAAUAAUAUCACAUAUUUAACUCCAUUUUAACUCUAAAUGUUGUGGUUUAGAUUCAGUGUAUAAUUGUAUAGGUGCUCCAUUUUUUUAAUAAUGUGUUUCAUGUGUUUUAUUUACCAAGUUUAUUUAUUUGAAUUACUAUUCGUCACUCCGUCCUGGGCAAUGCGGACUGAUGAAUGGUAUAACGAUUUUUGAAGUAUGAAUUGAAUAUCAAUGGAUCUUCCAUUACGUUAGGGAUAUGAUACGCUCCACAAGCGUUACACUUCAGCUUACUCGAUGUGUAGUUUGUAGAAUCUCCGCUUUCAAUCUCUUGAUGUUCGUAAUUAACAUGUUUUCAACAUCUAUAGACAUUAUUCGUAUGUAGAAUACUUAUUCCAAUCAAAUAUUUCAUACUUAUAAUCAUGCUUUUUCUAGCCUCUAGUCUAGUUUAUUAGGCUGUAGGCAACUCAACUGUGUAGAAUUUUAGAUAAAAUAUGAUGUAUCUUAGUAAUGAUUGAUGUAUUAAAUAUGUACUCGUAUUAUAGUUGUUGAUGUUACAUCGGUAGUCAUACCAGCCAUUAUGACUAUUGAUUGUUAGAAAAUAAAUUUAUACUUACUAAAA